Penicillium odoratum is the source of this 1545-nucleotide messenger RNA. RefSeq lists its product as uncharacterized. The record is from RefSeq and is a predicted model, not a curated record. Gene Ontology annotation, biological process: mitochondrial tryptophanyl-tRNA aminoacylation; translation. Lineage: Eukaryota; Fungi; Ascomycota; Eurotiomycetes; Eurotiales; Aspergillaceae. Gene Ontology annotation, molecular function: ATP binding; structural constituent of ribosome; tryptophan-tRNA ligase activity. Gene Ontology annotation, cellular component: ribosome; mitochondrial matrix; mitochondrion. Bases 1 to 1545 code for a protein of 514 amino acids. The transcript has 6 exons.
AUGCGACCUCUCCGGAGGAAGGCGGAAUACGGCCUCCCGGUCUGUGAUCUCCAGCUUCGAUCCUACAGUGUCGAGAAUGUGGAAUUCUUUGCCGACUUUGCAAUCCGUGCGGCCUAUUACCUCAACCUUCCCGUCUCCGGUCCCGUCCCUCUCCCACGCAUCGUCGAACACUGGACCGUCCCACGAAGCAACUUCGUUCACAAGAAGAGCCAGGAAAAUUUUGAGCGAAUUACCCUCCGCCGGCUGAUCCAGAUCAAGGAUGGGAACCCCAAGGCAGUGCAAGCUUGGCUUGCCUUCCUGCGGAAACACGCGUUCUAUGGUGUCGGCAUGAAGGCCAAUGUCUGGGAGCAUGACAGCCUUGAUGUUGGCAAAUCGAUGGACGAAUCUCUUCCGGAGAUCGAGAAGACCCUCCGCUCGCACCUCGCCCAAUUCGGUCAGCGUAAGGAUAAUUCCGCUGGGGGAUCCAUCUUUGACACUUUGGACAAUGCCCGGUUUGCUGAGCUCAGCUCAACCAGCUCGACCACCACACAGGAGCCCGUAAUCUUUUCAGGAAUUCAACCAACAGGGGUUCCUCAUCUGGGAAACUAUCUGGGUGCACUUAACCAGUGGGUGAAGCUGCAGAACAAUGCGAAGCCAGGAGCCAAGCUGUUGUUUUCCAUCGUCGACCUGCAUGCAUUGACCGUACCGCAAGAUGCAGCUCAAUUGAGACGAUGGAGGCGGGAGGCGUUUGCAACUUUGCUUGCGGUGGGACUGGAUCCCAAGCGAUCUACGAUCUUUUAUCAAUCGGCUGUGCCGGCUCAUGCAGAAUUGAUGUGGAUUCUCAGCACGGUAGCUUCCAUGGGAUACCUCUCAAGGAUGACACAAUGGAAGAGCAAACUUCAGUUGCCAGAGGAUAUCACCCUGGAGCAUUCGGAAGCCCGAGCCCAGCUGCGCCUGGGUCUUUUCUCAUAUCCUGUGCUUCAAGCUGCGGAUAUCCUUGUUCAUAGGUCAAUUCUUCUCCUAUCUACGAACGAAUUCCUCCAAAAAGCUAAUAUUCCACUAGAGGCACCCAUGUUCCAGUUGGCGAAGAUCAAAGACAACAUCUGGAGUUCUCCAGCCCCCGCAAAGCGGGUGAUGUCGCUCAAGGACCCCACCGCCAAGAUGUCCAAAUCCCACGCGGAUGAGCGAUCCCGUAUUCUGUUGACCGAUUCUCCCGCAGAGAUUCAUAAAAAGGUCAAGGUCGCUCUGACGGAUUCGGAGCCUACAAUCACCUACGAUCCCGCCCAUCGACCUGGGGUCUCCAACUUGAUUGAGAUCCUUAGUCAUUUUGAAGAGGUGUCAUGUGCGGAAAUUGCUUCAGAGUAUAAGUCUGCUAGUCUUCGCACAUUAAAGGAGCAUGUUGCAAGUAAGAUCGCGCAUCAUCUUCAACCCGUUCGAGAACGGUACAUGGAGAUCAUGGCGGAUCAGAGCGGGUACCUGGAUACGGUUUCCCGGGAGGGCGGGGAGGCGGCUCAGGCCAAUGCGAGCGAGACCAUGAGAGAAGUCCGGGAUGUCAUGGGUCUUUGA